GUGAUAGUGACGUGAGGUGGUCCGAGGGGUGGAGUUGGUGGGGUCACCCGUACCCGGCGGGGUGGGGGAAGCCGGUUGUAACCGAGGACGACAGGCGACUCCGGUUUACUGACUGACCCGCACGAAGAUGGCAUCGCCGGCUGCCGUCCGAGCAUCGAGCGCUCGCAAGGUUGUCCUGGUAACGGGAGCGAACAGCGGCAUUGGACUGGCUCUUUGUGGUCGCAUUCUGUCUGAGGAUAACCAGAUACACCUUUGUAUGGCAUGUCGAAACAUGCAGAAAGCAGAGGAUGCUAAGUCCGAACUUCUGCUGUCACAUCCAGGAGCUGAUAUUAGUCUUUUGAAGAUAGACAUAGGAAACGUUAACUCGGUGAUCAAAGGAGCAAUAGAAAUAAAACAAAGGUAUCAACGUUUAGAUUAUCUCUAUCUAAAUGCUGGGAUUAUGCCAAACCCUCGUUUCAAUUUGAAAGCCUUUCUAGAUGGCUUAUUUUCCAGGGAAGUAUUUAGUAUGUUUACCACUGGGAAUGGAUUGCUAACACAGGAAGAUUGGCUUACCGAUGAUGGACUACAGCAGGUCUUUAUGACAAAUGUCUUUGGACAUUUUUUACUAAUUCGAAACUUGGAACCUUUGUUUGAUCAAGCUGGCUGUACAUCACAGAUAAUUUGGACGUCUUCUAGAAAUGCAAGAAAAUCUGCCUUCAGUUUAACUGACUACCAACAUAGCCAAGGCCAGGAAUCUUACAGUUCGUCUAAAUAUGCAUCUGAUCUUUUGAGUGUAUCCUUGAACAAACACUAUAAUAGCAAGGUUGCCUACCUGUACAUGUCACGAACCAUGCCACAGAUAAUUCCUGCUGCCCUUGGGUUAAGUGUGUUGAACUGCCACAGAUCAAAGGCCUUCUGACCCCUGCCAGCAUGUCAAACAUUGUCAGGCAUGAUAUGCUACCUGUAAUUAUGCAUUACGUCAGGGAUUCCCAACCUUUUUUAUGCCACGGAGCCUUAACAUUAACCGAGGGAUUUGUGGACCCCAGAUUGGGAACACUUGCACCAGGUAGACAUUGAAUUGAAUGAAUUGACUGUAUACUUAUAUCCUUCAUAUACAUGAGGAGUAAAAAUCUUUAUGGUACAUCUCCGUCUCAAUGUGCAAUUUAUAGUAAUUUAUAAUAAAUAAUAUGUACAACAAGAUAGUCAGUAUAACAUAGAAAUACAGUUGUGUCAGCAUGAGUUAAGCAGUCUAAUGGAAGAAGCUGUCCCAAAGCCUGUUGGACCUGGCUUUUAUGCUAUGGUACAGUUUCCUGGAUGGGAGCAGCUGGAACAGUUUGUGCUUGGGGUGACUCAGAUCCCCAAUGAUCCUUUUUACACACUUGUCUUUGUAGAUGCCCUGAAUAGUGGGAAGUUCACAUCUACAGAUCUGCUGGGCUGUCAGCAUCACUCUCUGCAGAGUCCUACAAAUGAGAGAAGUACAGUUCCCAUACCAGGCAGUGAUGCAGCUAGUCAGGAUGCUCUCAGUUAUGCCCUUAUAGAAAGGAUUUGGGGGCCCACAUCAAACUUCUUCACCACAAUCAGUAUGUACAGACCACAUGAGAUCCUCGGUGAUGUUUAUCCCGAGGAACUUUAGGCUGUUCACCCUCUAAACCCCAGACCUAUUGAUGUCAAUAGGGGAUAGCCUGUCUCCAUUCUUCCCAUAGUCCACAACCAGCUCCUUUGUUUUUGCAACAUUGAGGGAAAGGUUGUUUUCUUGACACCACUGUCUCUGGGUGGUGACUUCUUCUCUGUUGGCUGCCUCAUUAUUAUCUGAGAUUAGGCCAAUCAGUGUAGUGUCGUCAGCAAAUGUAAUUAGCAGAUUGGAGCUGUGGGUAGUGACACAGUCAUGGGUAUACAGAGAGUACAGGAGGGGACUUCAUACACAGCCCUGAGGGGGACCUGUGUUGAGAGUCAGAGAGGCAGAAGUGAGGGAGCCCACUCUUACCACCCGCCAGCAAUCUGACAGGAAAUCCAGGAUCCAGCUACAUAAGGCAAGGUGGAGGCCGAGGUCUCUGAGCUUCUUGUCGAGCCUGGAGGGAAUGAUGGUGCUGAAUGCUGAACUGUCGUCCAAGAACAGCAUUCUCAUAUUGAGUUGCAGUAUAUCUAAUAUGAUGCAAACUUUGGCACUGUGCAUCACAUGUAAACCAUGAAAUAAUGGAUAGGCAGAUGCCUUAUGUCAGUUGGAGUGAGAAGCAAAAUAACUUGUCUGUUGAUUAGUACAAUAAUUUGUUUUCUCUGCAUAUUUCCUUCACCAACAUGACGUUGGACAUGAAACCAACUAUUAUGCACUACAAAUAAAUACUGUGGAAUUGAAUCUUGUUCCCAGAAAUUCCUAUGCUUAUUUUAAAAAAUUGUAGCAAUGUAAAUAAUUGGAAUUGUCUCCUUUCUCAAAUUUCGUAUCGAGAAUGUGCCAUUUUUUAUAUAUAGUUCUCAUGCACACACUUAUACAAAAAUACAUUAUAUAUACAGUGGAUUCUGGUUAAUUGGGGUAGCUAUUUAUUUGGGACAACUUUUAAAGAAUAUAAACUAAAUUGAGAAAAUAACCAAGAUUACAUUCACUUACUUGAGAUACUACCAGCUUAACUGGGGCAGGAGACUGUUGUCGAACACUUUCUAACUAGCAUCGGUCACAUGCACAUACAUGGCCGUUAGACAUGACGCUGUGCUUAGAGUGAACAGUUUUUUUAAUAUUUUUUUUUAUUAAAUUUUUAAGAGAAUUAUAUAAAAUGAAUAGAAUAAUAGUGAUGAAAAUUAAUAUUAGCCCUCCCCCCCCC
This is a messenger RNA of Hypanus sabinus (Atlantic stingray), 2792 nucleotides long. RefSeq names its product hydroxysteroid (17-beta) dehydrogenase 7 (gene hsd17b7). The record is from RefSeq and is a predicted model, not a curated record. The transcript has 6 exons. Gene Ontology annotation, molecular function: 5-alpha-androstane-3-beta,17-beta-diol dehydrogenase (NADP+) activity; 3-beta-hydroxysteroid 3-dehydrogenase (NADP+) activity; estradiol 17-beta-dehydrogenase [NAD(P)+] activity. Gene Ontology annotation, biological process: cholesterol biosynthetic process. Bases 128 to 898 code for a protein of 256 amino acids. NCBI's taxonomy places the organism in Eukaryota, Metazoa, Chordata, Chondrichthyes, Myliobatiformes, Dasyatidae. Gene Ontology annotation, cellular component: endoplasmic reticulum membrane.